UCUAGGUUCCCAUCCUUCUCCUCUUCCCAGAUCCUUGAACCCUCAUCGCCAUCACGCCAAGAAUCUCCUCUUCAAAAAGAAAAGAACCCCCCCCCCCCCCCCCCCACAAAAAAAAAAAAAUCGAAUGGCCAUGAAAACCCAUCACAAGCUCAAGCUCCUCUUCGCCCGGCCCCCCUCCCCUCCUCGUUCUCUUGCUCUUCCUCCUCUUCCACUACUUCAGGACAAGUCGCGGCCGGCUCCGGGUGCGCGGCGGGAAAUCGGUCGAGGAAGGAUCCGAAUCGCGAGCCGCGAAACAGAGGCCUGGUGGUCUUCGCGGCGCGGCGAGGAGCUGACCUCGCAGGAGAUCCUCGACGCGCCGGGGGAGGUGGUGGGGAAGUCGGGUUACGGGACGCUGUAUCGGGCCGGGCGGGGUAGCGGGUCGGUUAUGAUGCUGAGGUUCCUGAGGCCCGCUUGCGGGGAGAGGGAGGAGGUCGCGGAGGCGGUUAGGGCUGUUGGGGCCGCGAGGCACCCGAACCUGGUGCCGCUGAGGGGGGUGUACGUGGGGCCGAGGGGGGAGAAGCUGUUCGUGUACCCGCACUUUGAGGGCGGGAAUCUGGCUCAGUUCUUGAAAGAUGGGAAAGCCGAAUCACACAGAUGGGAGAUCAUCUACAAGCUAUCUCUAGGCAUUGCCAGGGGAUUAGAUUACCUGCACAAUGGAUUACAAAAGCCCAUAACACACGGCAAUCUCAAGUCAAAGAACAUCCUACUCGAUUCAGACCACCAGCCUCUCCUCUCAGACUUCGGCCUUCACCUUCUUCUAAAUCCCACAGCAGCCCAAGAAAUGCUCGAGGCGUCAUCAGCUCAGGGCUACAAAGCCCCAGAGCUGAUAAAGAUGAAAAAUGCAAGCAAAGAGACUGAUAUCUACAGCCUCGGAGUAAUCUACCUUGAGAUUCUAACGCGAAAGGAACCCAUGAGCCUUCAUCUCCCAGCCUCAUUGAGGAACAUGUUUCUUGAGCAUAAAAUCUCCGAAGAGUUCAGCUUUGAUCUCGCUGAUGAAAGUAAGAAUAAAAACAAUACCAUCGAAGAAAGUCUGCGCAAGUUCUUUCACCUAGCAAUGGCCUGUUGCUCUCCUUCUCCUGUGUUAAGACCAGAUAUCAAGCAGAUUAUCAGAAAGCUCGAGGAGUUGUGAUUAUUGGAACUAAUACAAGAUUGACACAACUACAGAAGCUAAUAACUACCCUUUAGAGCAUUUGUAAGAAUACAGUGGGUCAUUUGGUGGUUGGGGGAUCACUUUGGCUUGUACCACUUAGCCCACUGACAGAAGAAAAGGGUGAAGAGCCGGACAAGAGCCAUGGCAAUGGAGUUUUAACGCAUGGGAGAAGAGAGCUGUGCUGUUCUUUUGGAGGGUAGCAUUUUGAAACUGUGGUGGCUGCAAUGAGCUGUUGAUUCUUGAAUUGUCAGUUACUUGUAAAGAAUGUGAAAGUAACAAAAGCUUGUGACCCAAAAAUCGAUUUACCGAGUUCUUGUCCUUGUUGACUGUUCCAUGCAUCUUCAUGAGUUAACGUGAUUGGGGUCCAUCGACAGAAGCUAACAUCUAUGAUUGGGGGGGAGAGAAUUGGUAUACUUUUUGUCAUUACCUCUGAGAGAUCACCAAAUAGCUCCAAAGUGCCAGUGUUUUUAUAUGUGCUGAGCCCUGGUGGAAACUGCAGAAUGCAUGUUAGCCAAAAGUUGUGGAAUAUGUUAUAUCUUUGGAAGUAUUUUAUGCUCGCAUGUGGGCAUCUUUUAAAAGGUUGGCUAAGGGCUAGCUCGUGUUGUACGCUCAAAUCUGCUCUCAACUGCUAUCAUCAUUGUUUUUAA
Molecule: messenger RNA, 1836 nt
Organism: Asparagus officinalis (garden asparagus)
Lineage: Eukaryota; Viridiplantae; Streptophyta; Magnoliopsida; Asparagales; Asparagaceae
Product: putative kinase-like protein TMKL1
Biological process (GO): protein phosphorylation
Molecular function (GO): ATP binding; protein kinase activity
Source: RefSeq, a predicted model, not a curated record